Molecule: messenger RNA, 1377 nt
Organism: Akanthomyces muscarius
Lineage: Eukaryota; Fungi; Ascomycota; Sordariomycetes; Hypocreales; Cordycipitaceae
Exons: 5
Coding region: 1-1377 (458 amino acids)
Biological process (GO): carbohydrate metabolic process
Molecular function (GO): chitin binding; hydrolase activity, acting on carbon-nitrogen (but not peptide) bonds
Source: RefSeq, a predicted model, not a curated record
AUGAGAUUCUCCUUCGCGAUCUUCUCAGCCCUGAGCGCCGUGGUCGUCGCGCACGCGUCGCUGCCCAGCGUCGCGGGCAUCAAUACCCUACACAAGCGCCAGGAGUGCGGCGCCGGCGUGGGAUCCUGCGCUCCGGGACUGUGCUGCUCUGAGGGUGGUUGGUGCGGAAAAACUCGUGAAUACUGUGGUGGCUCACAGUGCCAGCUCGAAUACAGCGACUCUUGCGAUACAUUCAAAGGGCCAUCUGGGCCGUCUACAGAAGAUGUCCCACGCGAGCAAAUUGGCUCUGUACCGUAUGGAACAAUCAUCACUACUUGCAGAGAUCUCGGCCUCAUGGCGCUCACCUUUGACGACGGCCCUGACAUCUACACGUCGCAGAUCCUCGACAUUCUCAAAUCUUACAACGUCAAGGCCACUUUUUUCAUCGCCGGCAACAACCGAAACAAGGGCCCGAUGGACGACCCUUCCCGUCCCUGGGCCGACGUGCUCCGUCGCAUGCACGCCGACGGCCACCACCUCGCCAGCCACACCUGGACGCACCGCAGCCUGGACAAGGUCAACAAGACGAUCCAGUACUCGGAGAUGAUCUACAACGAAAUGGCAUUUCGCAACAUAUUUGGCUGGAUCCCCGUGUACAUGCGCCCGCCGUACCUCGAGUGCAGCGCCAACACGGGCUGCACCGACCUGCUCAGGACGCUGGGCUACCACAUUGUCACCAACAACAUUGACACCAAGGACUACCUCAACGACGCGCCGGAAAACAUACACCUCUCCAAAGAGCGCUUCGAGCGCGCCCUGUCGAGGGAUCCGUCAGAGAAUAGCUACAUUACGCUCGCACACGAUGUGCACUACCAGACGGUCGCCACGCUCACGGCCUACAUGAUUGAGCUCUCGCGCCAGCGCGGAUAUAGACUCACCACCGUCGGCGAGUGUCUGGGCGACCCACGGGAAAACUGGUACCGAGACACGCCCAACGGGCCCAGCGUGCCUACCUCGACAAGGCAGUCGCUGACACCGUCUCCUACGACGUCGUACACGGGUCCCACGACCACCGACCGCAUCUCGCCAGACCAGCGCUGCGGUGGCAGCACGGGGUACACGUGCCAGGGCUCGGCCUUUGGCGACUGCUGCUCAUUUUACGGAUUCUGUGGCUCGGACGACGGCCACUGCGGCACAGGCUGCGAUGUCGACUUUGGUACGUGCAACAAUGUGCCGCCCGGCGUCGGCGACACGACGAAUGGGCUCUGCGGGGCCAAGCUUUCAGCCACGUGCCGCAGCUUUGGCAGCAAGACGUGCUGCUCCGAGAAUGGCUUCUGCGGCGAUUCGUCUACGCAUUGUGGCGCUGGGUGCCAGAGCGGCUUUGGUCGCUGCAACUAG